This is a messenger RNA of Ceraceosorus guamensis, 416 nucleotides long. RefSeq lists its product as hypothetical. The record is from RefSeq and is a predicted model, not a curated record. The transcript has a single exon. Bases 120 to 335 code for a protein of 71 amino acids. NCBI's taxonomy places the organism in Eukaryota, Fungi, Basidiomycota, Exobasidiomycetes, Ceraceosorales, Ceraceosoraceae.
CGAGGCCGGCGCGCGAACAGCUAUGUGAGAUGACGGGGGUACGGCGGGGCGGCCACUAGCUGCAGUGACUCGUCACUCUAUUGGUCUCAGAUGGCGGCGCACUGACUCUGUAGUGGCUGAUGCGGCGGCGUGGCGGGCAGGCGGGCAGGCGGGCAGGCGGCGGCGACGGGAGCAGCGGCAGCUAUAUAUAUAUAUCUAGCAGCCGCGCGGUGUUUCGAAUCGCUGAUUGCUGCUCCUGCUGCUGCUGCUGCUCCUGCUGCUGCUGCUGCUGGCGAUUGUCUCGUCUGCGCCGUCGACGUGCUCGACGCCAGCGUAUAGCAUAUACUCGCGCGUGACUGCUGAUGACGGUCUGCGCUGCGGACGCUUCCGAGUCAAGCCAACGAGAUCGAGCAGAGUGUGAGUGUGAGUGCGAGUGC